Messenger RNA from Dreissena polymorpha, 3114 nucleotides. Its product is annotated as calpain-2 catalytic subunit-like. Gene Ontology annotation, cellular component: cytoplasm. Bases 521 to 2149 code for a protein of 542 amino acids. Gene Ontology annotation, biological process: proteolysis. Gene Ontology annotation, molecular function: calcium-dependent cysteine-type endopeptidase activity. The record is from RefSeq and is a predicted model, not a curated record. Lineage: Eukaryota; Metazoa; Mollusca; Bivalvia; Myida; Dreissenidae. The transcript is spliced from 13 exons.
CACGUGUGCGAAGCAGCAAAAUGCUUACAACUGGAGUCUCUUUUUAUCAUUUUACUCAAAAGUGAAACUUAUCAUUAACUCUUGUGUUACAAUAGUCAAUUUAGAGAAAUCACGGUAACCCUGGCUGCCAUAACCGAUGUUAACAUGAUGAAGGAAGUGGCAGAAUACAGGCGAUUAGUAUACUGUGACCGAGCAGUUUUCGACAGAAAGUACUAUUUUUGUGUUUAAUAGUUAAAAAAGGAUAUAACUUGACAAUUGUUCGGCAGUGAGAGAGAAAAAACACAAAUAAACUUAUUUGAGACAAAAAAAACAUGUGUCAAUUUCAAAGGUCGGACAAUGUUUCGCGAGAUAACAGUUGUGGGAUAUGCGUGUGACAUUUUAAAAGUGAAUUCACAAACUUCCAUUUUCGUCAAUAUGCUAUUGAAGUUGACAAAUGGCAUAAUAUUUGCAGUUAAUUUACUCAUGAUAAACUCGCGUCCCAGACAUUGAAGGGACACUUAAUGUCGCGUAUUUGACAGGAAUGGGAUGUAGUGCUUCCAUUGGGGAUUCCAGUAAAAGAGUUCAGAGCUUGGCAUUACAACGGAUCCCGCGGGAGCGAAGGGCAUGGCCAACACCCGAUAGGGUCGCAAGUAAGGUCACCCCUCGCAACUGGACUAACAUCACCCAGCAACUGGGAGCUGGUGGUGGCAGCAAGCCUUCUUCAAGUGGGAGACACGUGGAUAACUAUUUCAAAGACGACAGCUUCCCAGCAGACGAUAGCUCCAUAUUCCGUAAGAAGAAAGUCACCAAGGCAGUCACGUGGAAGAGACCUCAGGACAUUCAUCCCGACGCGACCCUGAUCGCUGACGGCACGAGUCGGCAUGAUAUGAAGCAAGGCGACCUGAACAACUGCUGGUUCCUCUCAACUCUAUCAGCCAUUGCCGAGAAACCACAACUUAUCUCCAAGAUAAUCCCCGACGAUUACGCGUUCCGUUCGUCCACGUACACGGGUCGCUUUCGGUGCCGCUUCUGGCAUUUCGGCGACUGGGUGGACGUGCACAUUGACGACCGUCUGCCCACGGUCAACAACAGCCUGCUGUUCGCGCGCUCUUCUGCCCCGGAAGAGUUCUGGAUCUCAUUAUUAGAAAAAGCCUACGCGAAGCUGAACGGCUCGUACGAGGCGCUUGAGUAUGGUUUCGAGGCGGACGCGUUCACAGACAUGACGGGCGGGCUUGCCGAGUGGUACAACCCUGCCGAGCUUAAGGACCACGACUUCUACCUAAUACGGGCCGCCUUCCAGAGCGGCGCUGUCAUCGGCUGCCUCAGCGUGGACAAAGAAGGGCAAGCGGAACGUGACCGCCGAGGCAUGGUCUCCAACCAUUCGUACGUGAUCACGGGUGUGGAAGAGAUUCCGUACCUCGACGCCACCGCAAAACUCAUCCGGGUCCGCAACCCCUGGGGCGACACGGAAUGGCAAGGGGCGUGGAGCGACGGUUCCGACCAAUGGGUUCACGUUCAAAAUGACGUCAAACAACUUCUUGAACUGACGACACAAGAUGACGGCGAGUUCUGGAUGUGCUUCAAGGACUUCAGGAAGGAAUACUGCAAUAUGAUCAUAUGCAACAUUUCACCGGAUUUCGAUCAUGAUGGCAUAAGUGACAAAGCAGAGUACCAGAGAAGCAUGAAGGGGCGAUGGAAGGCGGGCUAUAACGCCGGCGGUUGGCUGGAGUGUCCGACGUUCCACGUCAAUCCCCAGUAUAUCGUCAACAUAUACCCCGACACAACUGUGCAACGACGCUUCAAUGGACGUCUUCCUCUUGUGGUCUCGCUCCUACAGGUGUAUAAGCGGCAACAAAAGCUAGACGGGAUCGGACUGUUCGCCAUAGGGUUUGAAAUCUUCCAGCGAUACGGAUCUUUAUCUGGGCGCAUAAGUCAGACGUUCUUCGAUCAAACCGAUCCGCUAAUGCCUGAAAAUGAAGAAACCUAUGCCGAAUACAGAGAAACAUCAGGCCGAUUUUUCCUUGACCCGGGAGAAUACAUCUUAGUGCCAACCACUCAACAACCCAACCAAGAACGCUCGUACCUUCUACGCUUAUUUUCCGUUGGAGCCAUGGACUGUCGAGCCUACGACAAUAUUUAUGAGAACGAUUGGGGCAUAGAUAUCAUAUGAUGAUAACGAUGUGUAAAAACAGCUGCUAAAAAAGCGUUUAAAAAGUUCAGUACUCAGGAUGUGCAAAAGGAGCAAACAAAAAAGCGAACGCUUCCAAGUCCGUACAACAGUGUCGUAUUUGGGGAGCUAGAUUGAUCGGGUGAUGCAGAUGGUACAUUUAAUGAUGCGAAUCUUACUAAAUUACAUGAUUCAGAACUAGCUGCAUUAGAUGAUGCUUAACUAGCUAGAUUAAAUGGUGAAAAAAAUAGCUACAUAAAAUGAAUCAGACCUAGCGAUAUUAAAUGAAUCAGCACUAGCCAAAUGAGAACAAGCUACAUUAAAUGAUAUAAACGAACCACAGUGUGUUGAUGAGUGCAAAUCAAAUGUAGCCAAACAGAGCGUUUCAUAAUAUUAACUCUUUCAGUGCUGGAACCAAAUUUUGAAGGCCUUUGCAAAUAGUUUGGAUCCAAAUGAGACGCAACAGAACGUGGCGUCUCAUCUGGAUCCAAACUAUUUGCUAUUCUAAUAGUAUUUUUUGAAAAAAAAUCGAAGAAAAUGCUAAUUUUAAAAAUUCAGCAGACGACAUUUUUAUCAGACGACAUAUUUCCCAGCAUGCAAAGGGUUAAGAGAUGAUCCACGCAAAAAUAAUGUGUGUGCUGCGCAACGUACGACGUGUGUGUCAAAUACAAUUCGUGUGAUAUUCAAAUCUCACAGAUCUUCUGCUAAAUAUUUAGUUAUAGAUGCCAGUUAAGAAGAAUUGCUAUGUAUUGUUAAUGGCUGAAUUUAUAGUAAUUGUAUAUGUUACAUUUGACAUGAUAAACGCAUAAUGUAUAUAUCCAUCAUUUUGUGAAGUAUAUGAGAUAUCCCAAUAAGGUGUGUUUCUGCUGAUUCCGUCUGAUUUAUUAUCUGUGAUAUUAUAUUUAUGAAUUUAAGGCGGUCAUUAUGUUUCCUUUUUACAUUUGGAAAGUAAAUAAUGUGAAGCUGUG